Molecule: messenger RNA, 1842 nt
Organism: Adineta ricciae
Lineage: Eukaryota; Metazoa; Rotifera; Eurotatoria; Adinetida; Adinetidae
Source: the annotation of a GenBank genome assembly
AUGUUCUCUGCAUCGAGUGCUCCUGGCAUAACACAUCAAAGUGUUCCAUCAGUGCAAAUCAGUCUAACAGCGCAAAGCAAUAUUGCAGCGGGUCGAAAUAUCUCCAACAGUAAUGCUGGACACGUAUCAGUUGGUCUUGUAAAAAAGAGAGAUUCUUCAAAAAUAUCGGAUCGAAAAAAUAUCAACCAUAGGCGCGUAGUGAUGGACCAAACAAAUUCGUCAACUCAAAAAACUAUCAACAGUAAUUCUGGACACGUAUCGAUCGGUCGUAUAAAAAGAGAAAAUCCUUCAUCAGCUCUUAACAGUGAUAAUAUUAAUUCUGAAAAUACAUCAAUCUUUAGUAAGAUCGAACAAAAGCUUGAUUUGGCACGCACUGGUAAUGGUAUGCGUUCUAUGCCUACAUAUUCGACCAGACCGUUAAGUUCACAAGAUGUUUCAUUGAUUCAUAUCCCUGAUUAUCGAGAUUCGACAUCAUCAUUUGGUAUCACUAAUCAAAAAAGUAUUUCAUCAAAUAAAGACUUUAAAGAUACCAAUGUUAUACGUGGCUUAACUCGUCGCAUAAACAAUGAAGCAGAUUUAUCGCUUCAUAAAUCCGGCCGUGCUGGACGUUCCUAUACACAGUCCAAUCGCAAGUGGAUUGAUUUUAGAUCGAGCAGAGUAUCAUCAGGCUUAGGACAAGUAUGGGAGUCAAAUAAAGCAGAAGACUAUGAAAAUAAUAGAAGACGUCUUGCCGGGUGUGGAUACUUUCGGCCAUGCCUUUGUUGCUGCUGUUGUGCGCUACUUCUUGGUGCUUUAUUAGCUACAAUUCUCGGUGUUCUACUUGGAUUCAAAUCACCACCGGGAACUAGCACACCAACUAUAUCAACGACAACAGUUACAGGAACAACUGAUACGACAAGCAUAACAACAACAACAAUAACAAACAUGACUACAGAUGUAACACAAACCACUAAUACUGACACAGUGCCCAUUCUCAGUAAUACAACAAAUAUUGGUACUGACGCAUCGACUGCUGGCACUGAUACCAUAGCUAGUAGCACUAACAAAACAACAAGUAGUACAAACGUAACGACGGCAACAGAGACUACAACAACUGCAACAACAACCACAAGUGAAACAACAACAUCAGCAACCACAAUAACUGCAACAACUGUAACAACAACAAGCACUGUUACUACUACAGCAACGACCACAUCAAUAACUACAAAAACAACUUCAACUACAUCAACAACAACCACUGAAACGAAAUCAACGACCACAACCACUACAACAACGACAUCAAAAACAACAUCGACCACAUCCAAAACAACAACAACAACAACAACAUCAGCGACCACAACAACAACAACUACUACUACAACGACAAUGACGGUCUGUUCGGGUGCAGGCUUGGGUGCGCUUCUAUCUCGAGACACUCCAGUGUCGUGGACUCAAUUUUCUUUUACUUAUGUCGCGACACAAACAGCACCUAUUGUUCAAUUUGCGUUCAAUAAUGGUGGAACAAAUACUUAUUUAGAUGGAAUCUCUAUUGUUGACACGGCUACACCUGGUACUCAACUACUGACAAAUCCUAGUUUUGAAAGUUCAACGUCAGUACCACCAACUGGUUGGGUUGCAUGGUGUACAUACACGUGUGACACCGGCACUAGUGGUCAAAUAGUCACUAAUAGUUCUGCCUGUCAACCGAAUUCUGGUAAUCAUUGUUUCUGGAAUCGUUGUACACAUGGCUACGAAUUUAUUGGACAGAAAUUCACUGCUGUAGUCGGUCAUACUUACAACGUAUCAUUCUGGCUAGAAAUUACUGCUGGAAGUACUUCUCAAUUCUAUGCUGACAUUACUUAA